UUCCUACGGUCCGUGAACGCGUCACGCAGCCCGUUUAAACGCUGCGGCUCCGUUUCCUCCGCUCAGUGAGAGCCGCGGCAGCAAGCUGCAGUCCGCCGGGAGGUCGUUUGAUACGAGGUCGGAAAAACUUUAAAAACGCUCACUUCCUGUCGCCGACCUGCGCCCGCUGCCAGCCGCCUGCAGAGAGACGGCGACACGCUGCAGCACGCACUGCGAGGAAACCUGGAAAACUCCUGAUUUAACCUGGAAAACUCCUGAUUUAACCUGGGAAACUCCUGAUUUAACCUGGAAACAUCCUGAUUUUUCCUGGAGGAGCCAUCAUCAGACAUGUCUCCUUUCCUGCGGAUCGGCUUCUCCAACUUUGAGAUCGAUCCCAGCUUGGCGUACUAUGAAGAGGUGCUGAACCCGUACUGCGCCGUCUACAUGAAGGAGGCCGUGGACACAGAGAAGGGACAGGUGUACAAGCAGAAGAAACCCACCAUGUACCCGCCGUGGAGCUCCACGUUCGACGCCCACGUCCACCGCGGCCGCAUCAUGCACGUCAUGGUGAAGGACCGGACGGCCGAGCUGCGGUCCGAGGCCACCGUGGCGCUGGACUCCCUGGCCACGCGCUGCAAGAAGGAGAACGGCAAGCUGGAGAUCUGGCUGGAGAUGAAGCCGCAGGGCCGCCUGCUGAUGGAGGCCCGGUAUUACCUGGAGAAGAGCGACGCUGCGGGUCUGGCCGGCGCCGACCCGGACUCGGAGUGCGGCAGAGACGGCCUGUUCACCCUACAUCAGCGGCGCGGCGCCAUCAAGCAGGCCAAAAUUCACCUGGUGAAGUGUCACGAGUUCAGCGCCACCUUCUUCCCUCAGCCCACCUUCUGCUCCGUCUGCAAGGAGUUCGUCUGGGGUCUGAACAAGCAGGGCUACCAGUGCAGACAAUGCAACGCUGCCAUCCACAAGAAAUGCAUCGACAAGGUCAUUGCCAAAUGCACCGGGUCGGCGGUGAACAGCAAGGAGACCAUGAUACAUAAGGAGCGCUUCAAGAUCGACAUGCCGCACCGCUUCAAGGUGUACAACUACAAGAGCCCCACCUUCUGCCAGCACUGCGGCACCCUGCUGUGGGGGCUGGCCAAGCAGGGGCUGAAAUGUGAGGAGUGCAGCAUGAACAUUCACCAUAAAUGCCAGAAGAAGGUGGCGAACCUCUGCGGCGUCAACCAGAAGCUGAUGGCUGAAGCUCUGGCCGUCAUCGGGAGCCAGCAGCAGAAGCAGCAGAAUCUACCCGACUCCUACGAGAAGGGAACGCCUCACACGGCUGCAAAAUCGUCUCAUAAUGAGUCAGAUUUCCUGGCGAGAAGUACUAAAGACGGUGACAUCAUGGGUCGAGAAGGUCCGGUGGGCAUUGGCCAGCCGGGCGUAGUGCGGGUGCCGUCCGGGUUGGUACCGGGUCUGCCCGUCACACAGGUGCCUGCUAGCAAAGAUCCGAUGGGCGUUUUGUGGGAGGGGCCGACCGAGGUGAGCAGGCCGGCCCUGGAGGCGGCCCCAGAGGAGCCGCUGUACGCCGUCCCAAAGAAGGACCAUCAGCCGAAGUUCAACAUCGACGACUUCGUCCUGCACAAGAUGCUGGGCAAAGGAAGCUUCGGAAAGGUGUUUCUGGCCGAGCUGAAGAGGAGCGGGAAGUUUUUUGCUGUGAAGGCUCUGAAGAAGGACGUGGUGCUGAUGGACGACGAUGUGGAGUGUACGCUGGUGGAGAGGAGGGUUCUGUCUCUGGCCUGGGAGAACCCGUUCCUCACACACCUGUACUGCACCUUCCAGACCAAGGAGAACCUCUUCUUUGUGAUGGAGUAUCUGAACGGAGGAGAUCUCAUGUUCCACAUCCAGACCUGCCACAAGUUCGACCUGCACAGAGCCACGUUCUACGCAGCCGAGAUCGUCUGCGGCCUCCAGUUCCUGCACUCCAAAGGAAUCAUCUACAGAGACCUGAAGCUGGACAACGUCCUGCUGGACUCGGACGGACACAUAAAGAUCGCCGACUUCGGGAUGUGUAAGGAGAACAUGCAGGACGACCUGCAGACCUCCACCUUCUGCGGGACGCCGGACUACAUUGCCCCGGAGAUCCUGCUGGGCCAGAAGUACAACAGCUCGGUGGACUGGUGGUCCUUCGGGGUUCUGCUCUACGAGAUGCUGAUCGGUCAGUCGCCAUUCCACGGCCGCGACGAGGAGGAGCUCUUCCAGUCCAUCCGGACCGACUCGCCCGUCUAUCCCAGCUGGCUCACCAAGAUGGCCAAAGACAUUCUGGUCAAGCUGUUUGUCCGGGAGCCAGAGGAACGACUGGGAGUGAAGGGAAGCAUCCGGCAGCACGGCUUCUUCAGCAGCAUGGACUGGAGCGCCCUGGAGCAGCGGCAGGUGGCGCCGCCCUUCAGGCCCACGCUGACGUCACCAAGCGACUGCAGCAACUUUGACAAAGAGUUCAUCAACGAGAAGCCGAAGCUGUCGUGUGCCGACCGGACGCUCAUCAACAGCGUGGACCAGACCAUGUUCAGGAACUUCUCCUUCGUCAACCCAGGGAUGACCCGCAUCGCCGCCCGCUGACCCAAAACACAAAGGGUCGACCCACAUCGCCACCCGCUGACCCAAAACACCAACACUUACUGAAACAGAGUCAAACUAAAUCUCCAGACUGUGAAUGGAGAUUUACCCCAGUGGGGUUGAAGAACCCGUCAGCCCCACUGGGACUGGACUGUGGAACCAGGCAGGUCCGGUUUGUUCUGAGGUUCCUGCUGACUGCUAACUGUGAUCCUCCUGAGACCCAGAUCCAUUUUCUCCUCAUUAGAACUGUUUAUGGACUUAUAAUGAAUCUCAAUGCAUUUCUUUUCCAGACCGCCUCAGAACCCUGAAGGCUUUAAUUUCUCAUUUAUUCAUGGAUUUCAUGUUUUCCUCGGGGAGAGCGGUCUGUUCAUUUGAACUGAUGUUCCUCCAGCUGCGUCACAUCCUUCUCUGAAUCCAGGUGUGUUGAAGCACAGACACAUCUAAAGUAGCAGGACUGAUUUAGAAAAGGGGUCUACAUCAAUGUUCCAGACAAUUUACAUGAAAACAAAUUUUUCUAAUUUAACACAAGACGUUCAAAAGUGAGUAAAUUAGUGGGACUUGAAAAACUUUAAUCGAGUUACAGCACAGUUUGUAAUUAAUCACAUUUAAUUACAGAUGUAUCUACCAAAUAUGCAACAUUAUUAUUUCAAAAGCAGUUUUUGCUGCUAAUUUAUUGAAUAAAUAGACAUAUAACCUCAAUAACACAUAUAUAGUUUGUAAUCUCUUAGGUUAUUAAACCAUCAGCUUUCAACUGAUUCAUGGAACUAAUUAAAAAAAUAAUUCUGUAGGAAUGCAGAAGCUGACAUUAUUAGGGACGUCUGAGCUGCUGCUACAUGUUUAGCAUGGAAAUGCUACUUAAGGCUUAAAAAGCUUCGCCGAUAGGCUAACUCCUUUUAGCACAAUUUAAACACAACAAUAGUCUUUUCCAGCGUCCCAUCAUGUCUGCUUGAAACAGAAAUUAACCGCCAGUGGGCCGAGAGAAGCGGCUUUGUCGUCCAUCGCUGUUAGCGAAUGUCGCUUGUGCGUCAGAUUUACGGACGUACCAGAAACGCGCGGUCGCCGGAACCUUCGUAUGAAAAACAAAAUGCGGCUAACAUAUUUAACGCGUUAAAAUCCGUCAUUAAUGAUCGACAAUAACGCGUUAAAGUCCCGAGCCUAAAAUGAAAACAAUAAUCGGUCUGAUAUUCAGCUGCUGUUAGCGGCCGCAACUAUAUUUCUAUUUAUUCGGUUAGCAUUAGCUAACAGAGUAACUCUGGAUUAGCAUUAAUCUAGUAACAAGACAACUCUCCUUCAGCUGGUUUACUGGACCAUAUGGAUCACAUUGGACCGCAGUUACGGGAAAUAAAUACCUCUAAAAGUAAAAUAAGAGCCUGAAUGUGGUGCUGAUGACUGAGGUUAAGACAGUUUAUUCCUCCGUUUGUAUGUUCAUGAAACAUGUCAGACUUUUCUCCUCUGGGUCUCAGGAGGGUUUCUGUUUCCUCAUAAUGUGUAAAUAAAACUUACAUGUGAUGAAUUUGGCUUGAGAUAAACUUGGAUGUAAAUAAGUGAGUUGUACUGUAGUCAUGUGGAUGGUUUCACUCCAGAUCCUGAACAUUAAUAUUAAUAAAGUAAGUUUGUUUUUAAAUGUUU
Messenger RNA from Xiphophorus couchianus (Monterrey platyfish), 4197 nucleotides. RefSeq names its product protein kinase C, theta (gene prkcq). Gene Ontology annotation, biological process: protein phosphorylation. Bases 328 to 2571 code for a protein of 747 amino acids. NCBI's taxonomy places the organism in Eukaryota, Metazoa, Chordata, Actinopteri, Cyprinodontiformes, Poeciliidae. Gene Ontology annotation, molecular function: ATP binding; diacylglycerol-dependent serine/threonine kinase activity. The record is from RefSeq and is a predicted model, not a curated record. The transcript is spliced from 19 exons.